UUCUCGUGUGUCCCGUUCGUUUCGUUGUUGGCAAGAAGAGCAAGAGGAGAGAACUGUAAAACUUUUGUAAAAUUUAAUGGUGGACCUGUGUGUCUCGCGAUCUCUGCGCAAAAAUGAAAUAAUACCGUUCGAAACGACCGAAAGCGGCUACAGCAGUGCGUACGGGCCGUGAAAUGAUACGUGGAAUGUAAAGAAGCGCUCACUUUGAUUGAUGGUUGUAGAAACAAACGAGGAAACAGCAGUAGCAGCAGCAGCUUCAAAACGAUAAUUUGAAUGAUUAACUAGAAGUGACCAAAAAACGACAAUCCCCGCAAGAGGAAAGAAAAAGAAACAUGGAAUCCGUGUACGAUCAUCACCAGCAGGACGGCGGAGGUGGUAGUGUCGUUGCCGCUGGCGGCAUCACGAAUCUGUACAAUAAAAUUCUGGAAGUCCACUGGAAGUUCUUGGACGCGGAAGAAACUAUGGAGAAGAUUAACUUAAGGAGGCAGCUAGAAGACCUAAUCGUUCAGUACAUUUGCAACAUGCCUCACAGCCAAAAGUUUAUGCUGUUACAAACUGUGCAAGUUUUACAAAGUUCCAUUGCAAAAAUGGAAGAUUUUUCCGCGUAUAAAGCAUCCAUUGGAUUUGAAGCCAUCAGCCAGUACGCGAACAACUUGUUCACAAAGCCAUGGCGGAAGGAGUACAAAGUUAUCAAGAUGUACUCCGGAUUCUACCAGCACGAGAUUGCGGCAAAUUUGGUGGGCGCAGAGGCACUGUUCGAGCAGAUGGGGUACAAAACGCUACCGAACAAAACGUUGGUGCUGGACGGGCCAAUCUGUCCGGAUCGCGUAACGAACGUCUCGCGGGAUGCCAUCACGGCCACGGUCGAGUGCCAGAUUAUGAAGAAAAUUUGUGCUCAGUUGACGGAUAUGAAGCUGGCGGUAAACUGGAGUGAUAUUUACAGCUUUCGAGAACUUAAUACAAUGAAUGUAGAGCAAACUGUUCUAAACAUGGCGAUGCUGAUACAGGAGAAACACCACAAGAAUCAGCAGGCUCGACGAAAAGAGUCGUAUGGCAACCCGCUAGUGCCAGCCGUUAGUUCUUGUAACUCUUGCAGCAGCCAGUAUCAGUUUCAUCCGCACAUGCAGCAGCAGCAACAUCAGCAUCAGCAGCCGGUUCCUCCUCCGCAGCCCUCCAUGGCCAUGCAGCCGCCGCUCACGAUACCUUUCUGUGGUCCCCAGCCUUUGUACAAUACGACCCCCUGUAACAUCCACAGUCAACCUAGCUACGGUUAUCACCAUCACUUCCUACCGAAUUCUCCCUCCCAACCUGUUCCUCCUCCCUCCCACGUUGUCCAGUCCGCCGGCCUUCCACCCCCUUCGCUUGGAACGAUACCCCACUCAAAGUCACUGGACCACUACCAGGAUCCGACCGCGGCCAUGUACAAUCUGGCGGCUUGCAUGCAACGACACUCGAUUGACCAGCCCCCCUUUGACUAUGCCGCAGUAUCGUCCGCGAGUCACUAUGGCGGCCCGAUGGGAAUGGCCCCACCGUCGUCCGGUGUCUACGAUGCCGUCGACGGUUCCUGCGGCAUGACCCCGUACAGCAAUCACCCCUACAACGUGUCCGGGAAUCGGUUUCCGCUACCGUACAAACUGUCGGCGAACCUCAGUGGUCCGUGCAUGAACGGUGGUGGCAAGCAAAACGGAACCGAAUCCUUCUAUCAACCCAGUAUUAACGGUUACCAUCAGCAGCAGCACGUGAUGCCACCUUACUAUCACCAUCGAAGCAACAGCAACGGUCAACUGUACGGCCAACAGCAGCAGCAGCAGCAGCAACAAUCUCACAGGCACACGGCGGCGGAAAUCUACAUGAACCACAACUUUGACUCGACCGGACCACCGCUUCCGCCCUCGAUUUUGAGCAAGAAGAAAUCCUCGUACGACGACUACGAUGUCCCCGUUCCGACGAGGCACCACCACCCGGUAGAACCAAAAACGCACGCCGGCGAUCUGAUUUACAUCGAUACCAGAGAUGAAGCUGGCAAGAGGGAGCGGAAAAAGUCCGACCGAGGCGAGCGGAACACGGAUUUGAUGGCUGACUACGAGAUCGACAUGCUACCGGAAGCGUUGAUGGAACGGCAACAGCACCAACACCAACAGCAAAAUCAGCAGAACCAGCUUCGUCACCCUUACUUGCACCACCAAACGUCUCGAAACUCGCGCCAGUCGGACUUUGAUAGCUACGAGGACGAACAGCUGCAGGCCGGAGCGUACCAGCGGGCCACCAACGUAAGCAAACGCAUAUCGAGCAAGAACCAGGAAGGAAUCGGUUCGUACGAGUCGUGGAAUUACGUGUUUCAAAAUCUGGAAAAACAGGGAUACAACAAGGAUUUGGGAGAACGGGGCGACGUGUUGGUAGUCAACCCCGAGGACGAAGACUACCUCGAGGGUGGUAACCACAGCCGCGGUGGAACGCUAAAGCGGCCCAGCAACGAGAAGCUAAAAGCCAUGAAGCCCAAAGCGGCCGACAAGGUGGACGGAAUACGGACGCGCAACGCGCAGCAGCAGAGUCAACGGGAAAACGAACGCAACGAGAAUGCAGCCGCGCGAGCCGCUGGCCAAAAGAACGCCCUAGUACAAAAACUAUCGAAAACGAGCAAUAGCAAUAACCCGGACAAUAGCAGCCAGCCCAAGGCGAACCACAACCACAACCACACCAGCAAUCCCACCAGCAGCUCCAACAGCCGGAGGAAUUCCGUCACCCGUAAGAUUUCGACCACAUCCACCAAGGACCAGAACGGCGGCAACAGCAGCAGUGCGUCAGGCGGCGGAAUCCUCGUGAAUCACAAUCACCCCACUACAUCGGGCAAGAAGAAAACGGCCAGCUUUGACACGGCCGCAGCGACCAUCAUCAACCCACACGACAACGGCAGCAGCGCCGAAUGGAAUUGUGAAUUUUGUACAUUUUUGAACCCCGAAUCGAGGCGCAUCUGCGAGAUGUGCUCCAAGAGUCGAGACUUUAAUGGAGCAACGACGACGGCGGCGACGUCGACCAGCAACGGGACGGCGACCUGUGUAUAAUAUGCGAACCCAUGUACUAAUUGUGAUCAAACGUUUUGUGUUUGGGGGAAAAUAGUAGAACACAGAAGACAAUGCAAACCGUGGUUAUCAUUUGGGGAAGAAUUAAAAGAAUUGACCGUUUCUUGUAGGUCACCUAACUAGUCAGAGACAGAGAGAGAAAGCAAGAAAGAGAGGAAAUAAACAAGUUAUAUGGAACUUAUUAAAAAUAUAUUGAAAUUGUUAUACAUUACACUAUUUUUAGAUCACCUAAGACAAAAAAAACUAAUGUCUAACAUUUGUAGCAAUUUCUAAACUAAUUAAUGUAAGCUCAUGUUUCCCAGAUUAUGAAAGUUUUAAUAAAAAUAACUUUUCUUUGUUUGCUGUUGACAGAAGAAAACAGUUGGUCGAGGUAAA
Messenger RNA from Culex quinquefasciatus (southern house mosquito), 3455 nucleotides. It is a transcript of the gene tamo, whose product is annotated as protein tamozhennic. NCBI's taxonomy places the organism in Eukaryota, Metazoa, Arthropoda, Insecta, Diptera, Culicidae. The transcript has 8 exons. Gene Ontology annotation, cellular component: cytoplasm. The record is from RefSeq and is a predicted model, not a curated record. The coding region runs from base 333 to 3062 and encodes 909 amino acids.